Messenger RNA from Pelodiscus sinensis (Chinese soft-shelled turtle), 1908 nucleotides. NCBI's taxonomy places the organism in Eukaryota, Metazoa, Chordata, Testudines, Trionychidae. The record is from RefSeq and is a predicted model, not a curated record.
AUGGCGUUCCAUGCAGGGGCAUUGAUUAAUGCCCACAUCGCUAGCUCCACCUACGCCUCAGCGCGUUCCUCAGACAAGGAGAGACGAGGCCUGCCCCUGCUCCUCUUCAUGUGGAGCCCAGUCCAGGAGCAUCCCUUAAAGGAAGCUGAGUCCAAGCCUGCAGGAGGCGAAGGAGGCUGCCCUUCAGAUGAGUUUCCUAAAAACGACGUGACCUGCCAAAUGGAUGUGAAUUUGCACUACAGAUGCAGGGGCAAAACCGCGGAUCCAGAACUUCCCAGUGGCUGUGCGGCUCAUGGUGAAUAUACUGAAUUAAACACUGAACUCUGGUUUUCUUUUGCUCCAGGGCAGCCCUUUGACCCUACCAUCUGCCUCACGCACACCGUCUCCAAUGUCAUCUGCUCUAUCGUCUUUGGGGAUCGGUUUGACUAUGAAGAUCAGAAAUUUCUGACUUUAAUUAAUCUCCUAGAGGAAAACAAUGAUCUCUUCAGGUCUGUUCUGGUACAGGUGUACAAUUUUUUCCCAACUUUUAUGUCUUACCUUCCGGGCCCUCACAAGAAGAUACUUAAAAAUUCUCAGGAGCUCAUUAGUUUUGUUCGAGAGAUAAUUAAGAUGCACAAGGAGUCUCUGGAUCCCAGCUGCCCUCGGGACUUCAUCGAUGCAUUCCUCAUCAAAAUGGAAGAGGAACGACAGAACGGCCAGUCGGUUUUUAACACUGAUAACUUGGUAAGAAGCACGAUAGAUUUAUUCCUGGCUGGAACAGGGACCACCAGCACCACCCUGAGACACGGAUUGCUGCUGCUUCUGAAAUACCCAGACGUAGAAGAGAAAGUUCACGAAGAGAUUGACCGUGUGAUUGGCCGAAACCGAAGCCCCUGCAUGGUGGACAGAAGCCAGAUGCCCUACACAGAUGCCGUGAUCCAUGAGAUCCAGAGAUUUGUUAACCUGGUCCCCUUCAGCCUCCCACACGCAGUGACCAAAGACGUUCGCUUCAGAGAAUAUGUUAUCCCCAAGGGCACUACAGUAUUCCCAUCUCUGGAAUCAGUCCUACGUGACAGCAAGGAAUUCCCAAACCCAGAGCAAUUUAACCCAGGACAUUUUUUGGAUGAAAAUGGUGCUUUUAAGAAGAGUGACUUCUUCAUGCCUUUUUCUGCAGGGAAACGAAUAUGCGUGGGAGAGGGGCUGGCUAGGAUGGAGCUCUUUUUGGUCCUGACAGUGAUUUUGCAGAAUUUUACCUUGAAACCUCUCAUUGACCCCAAAGACAUUGAUGUAACUUCGAUCCCAAGUCCUGUGAUAUUUGCACCAAAACCAUACCGGCUCUGUGUUUUGCCUCGAUAGAGACCGUGAAAAGCCACCUUAGUGUCCUAGACAGGUGCAGGAAUCUGAUUGUCUGUGAUCUUGGUCUCGUUAGCGCAGUGACACAAAUGAACUCCUUGUCUUAAACCAGCCAGAUAAAUAACCUGUUUUUUAAGCAACUGUGAUUUAUCAAAAUUAAGUGCAAUACCAAAUAAUAACUACCUGUUUGACUCUGAAGGCAUGAACCCAGCAGUGUUCUCAAAUGAGCACCGGUGUGACUCUGCUCUUGACAUAAGCUGGAUAUGUUUUCAGUUCAGUUGUGAUGCAGUUGGCAAUGCUGGAGACUUCUUUCGACAGCCACGAAAGCUGCUUUCUUUUACAAGGGGCUAGUUACACUGUCCAGCUCUUGAGCUCUGAUCAGCCAAUCAGAGCUAACUGUGACGAUGUAAUGCCUGUGAUUGGACGUUCUGCUGCGAUGUGACACGUUUCUGAAUUAGUGGGCUGACCUAGCAUUCUCCUUCCCUUGUUGUUCAUGUAAUUUCAAUGAUGGUCUAUUAAACUAUUAACUAUGACCUAUUAAACUUUCACUUAAUAAAGAUUUUUCUUAUUCCUCCA